Brassica rapa (field mustard) is the source of this 1912-nucleotide messenger RNA. Its product is annotated as DNA polymerase epsilon subunit B. The record is from RefSeq and is a predicted model, not a curated record. Lineage: Eukaryota; Viridiplantae; Streptophyta; Magnoliopsida; Brassicales; Brassicaceae. Gene Ontology annotation, cellular component: epsilon DNA polymerase complex. Gene Ontology annotation, molecular function: DNA binding. Gene Ontology annotation, biological process: DNA-templated DNA replication; error-prone translesion synthesis.
UGAUAAUUUAUAUUUAGCAAAAAAAAAGCAAAAGGUUUCACUUGCACCGAUUAGGGCUUUCAUUUCCCGCCGAUUUCUCCCGCCCAAACCAAAACAAAACAAAACAAAACAAAACAAAAAGGUUUGUGAGAUUCAGAAAAAGAGUCAUUGCUUGAUCCGAAGAAGAAGAUGAGUAGUAUGAGGAAGAAGAUACAGAAGAAAUUUAAAACCAGAGGUUACAGCCUCAAGAUCGACGCUCUCAACAGCAUUCUCGCCUUCGCCGACCAAUUCCCCGGCGACGAUGAAGGAGAAGCCAUCGAUCUUCUUCUCGACCACCUCCAGACGGAAAAUCUUAAUUCAUCAGUAGUGGAUGCGGAAUCAGUUCAAGGAGUGAUUAAUCUCUUGCUAGGAGCUAAUGAUGCCGCGGAGGAACCUACCUCCAAUGCUUCUUCCUUGGCUUUCAUCGACGCCUUUCUCGUCCCAAAGUAUCGAUAUGAUUCUGUUAAGAAGCAGUUCAUCGAGCACACGAGUAGUCUGCCUGUUCACGGUGAGGCUUCUUCGAAAACAGAAGUUUACAGGGAACGGUUCAUGUUGCUGUUGCAGAGAGUUUCUCGCGCUGAGCUUUUUUCUAUGCCAGCUUUUGAUGCUGAGAAGUCUCAGUUUGACAACUCUGAGAUAUCUCCAAUACAGUCUCUAGUGGUUCAAAUCGGAAGGAAAUGGGUGAUGGGUGUGAUAUCACAGUUGGAAGAUGGACAUUUCUAUUUGGAAGACCUUUCUGCUUCUGUUGAGAUUGAUUUGUCCAAUGCAAAGAUAACCACAGGGUUUUUCACUGAGAAUACUAUCAUUUUGGCAGAAGGUGAAAUGCAAAAUGGUAUCUUUCAGGUUAUUACAUGCGGAUUUCCUCCUUUAGAAGACAGGGAUAAAACACUAAACACACAUUCUGGGUACGACUUCUUCGGACAUGGCAUGCUAACUAAAGAUGACAGGAUUAGACUUGCAGACCUAGAAAGACAAGCAGUAAAUGAAACAUUUGUCAUAUUGUCGGACAUAUGGCUGGAUGACGAAGAGGUUCUCGGGAAGCUGGAAAAGGUUCUUGAUGGUUUUGAAAGUGUGGAGGUUGUGCCUUCCCUGUUUGUUUUCAUGGGAAACUUUUCCUCUCACCCAUGCAAUUCAUCCUUUGGUUCUUAUCCACGCCUUAGGAAGCAGUUUGGUAAACUUGGGAGAAUGAUUGGAAACCAUCCACGGCUAAAAGAAAGUAGUCGGUUUUUAUUCAUUCCAGGUCCUGAUGACGCAGGUCCCUCAACAGUCUUGCCAAGAUGCGGCUUACCAAACUCUUUAACCGAAGAGCUUCGAGAUGUUAUUCCCAAUGCGAUAUUUUCAAGCAAUCCAUGCAGAGUAAAGUUCUACAACCAGGAGAUUGUGUUCUUCCGGAAAAACCUUCUGUACCAGAUGCGCCGUUCAUGCUUAAUACCCCCUUCUGCUGAAGAAACUGAUGACCCAUUUCAGCACCUUGUCUACACAAUAACUCACCAGAGCCACCUAUGUCCUCUACCUCUCAUGGUGCAACCUAUCAUUUGGAACUACGAUCACUCUCUUCGACUCUACCCAACUCCUCAUACGAUAGUAUUAGGUGACACGAGUGAGCAAAAGGUUUGCAAGUUUGGGGGAACAACAUGUUUCAAUCCAGGCUCCUUUUCAACUGAUAGCACCUUCGUAGCUUAUCGACCUUCCACUCAAGAAGUCGAACUCUCUGGUCUCUGAUUCUCUUUUCAGUCAAGCCUGAGCUUUAAAAGAUUAAAGGAAGAGUGAACAAAAAAAACAUACUUCCAUGUACUCUUCUAUGCCUCUGCCGUAGUCGUCGGAGAUGUCUUUGAUUUUAACCAAAUUUGGUCAUAAUUUAUGGAUAGUUUAAUUUUAUCAUCAUCAUAUAUCA